This is a messenger RNA of Pieris napi, 5956 nucleotides long. RefSeq lists its product as uncharacterized. Lineage: Eukaryota; Metazoa; Arthropoda; Insecta; Lepidoptera; Pieridae. The coding region runs from base 210 to 5678 and encodes 1822 amino acids. The transcript has 9 exons. Gene Ontology annotation, cellular component: nucleus. Gene Ontology annotation, molecular function: zinc ion binding. The record is from RefSeq and is a predicted model, not a curated record.
CUCCGAGUCGGUUUGCAGAUAUUUUAGCUCGGGCUGACUCGCGAUAACUCGAGUUGCCCAUCGCUAAUUUGUUAGUUUGUGUUGCACGCCCAGUCACAACGGAGACGCGUGCCACGCGCAUUCAUGGAUGGUGACAGCUGAUGGCUCGACCGUCUGGGUAGUGGCCACACUGCUGUUCGUAAAAUUCGUGUUUAUAAAGUGUUUAAAAUAUGGAAAUUGAACAAAGUGCAUAUAUUAAUGAAAAAAGUGACGAAGAAAUAGCGAAAGAAAAUGAAGGAAGAAAAGAAAAAAAAAGAGAACGAAAUCGAGAAUACCAAAGGGCAUGGCGUCAGCGUAAAAAAGAUUUGAAGAAAAAAGUUUUGACGGAAGAGAAAAUAGAAGAAAAAAGAAAAAGACAUCGUGAGAAUCAAAGGGCAUAUUAUCAACGUACAAAAGGUUUAAAGGAUAAUGACAAAAAUGUAGCAGAAUUGUGCCAAAAGAAAUUGGAUUAUUUGCAAAUGAAAAUAAAGAAAUUGGACAGUAAUGAAGACCAAGAGAAUAUUGUGCUCGAACAAAAUGAAUUCAUCACCCAACAACUUCGUAUAUGUGAAGAGAGUCACGAAUGCAUUACCCCCAAAGUCAUUCUACACAGAACAACAGAUAUUCCAGGUGAUGGUAAUUGUCUUUUCCACUCACUCAUACGUGUUCUGCAACUUCAAAUUUCGACUUGUGAUUUAAGAAGACAGUUACGUGAUUUACCUUAUUUUAACUCCUGCCACAAUCCACAGGAAGCAUAUAAGAUACUCUCAAGUAACAAUGAAUAUGGAGACUUGGAUUGUUUAUACUUGUUUGCAAAAAAUUACAAUCAAAAUAUUUGUGUGCAUUACCACUAUUUCAACGUAAAUUCAAAAAAUGAAGACACUCGCUUCUGUCAUUUUAAAGCAAACGAUACACAUAAUUGGAUUCAUCUUGAUCUUCGUGAGAUGCACUUUACGCCUUACUUAUCUGAUGAUGAAAAGAAGAAAGAAGAUGAAAGAAAUCAAAAGCAGAAAAACAAAGAAUAUUCUAAGCGGUAUCGAGAUAAAAAAAGAACAUCAAAAUUACUAACAGGCUCGUCCGCCAGAGUUGUGUUGGAUGUACAACCAGUCAUUAAUACUUCACAAAUUGCAGGCCCGUCCACCGGAGGUGUGCCAUAUGUUCCACCAGUUAUCUGUAGUUCCCAAAAUGCAGAUUUAUUGUCGAGAGAUGUAACUUCAAGUCUAUCAAUACAUUCUAACUACAAUUCUAUCGAAGAUAAAGUGCGUCAAAGGCAUUUUCGUUCUCAAGUUGUAGAAUCAUCUCCACCUUAUAUACAUCUUCAAACAUAUUCUGCUUUUCAAGAAAAUUCUUCUGCUCAUCGACAAUUUGAAAAUGAUUUUGUUGAAAAUGAAUUUGGUCAUGCUUGUGACAUUUGUGACAGACUGUGGUUUAGAAAAGAUUUGAAAUAUUUGCUAAAUAACGAUGCAACUCCAAACAUUGAAUUUAUAAGAACAUUGCUCUCAAACAUUGCUAUACUGAAAAUAAAAAUAUGUUCGACUUGCUUUACAGCCAUUCAAAAGGAACGUAUCCCACCACUAUCAGCUUACAAUGGAUUCAAAUAUCCACCACUUCCAGACUGUCUUAAAGACUUUCCUUUGGACUUGGUAACUGAAAGACUAAUAUCGCCAAGGAUUCCAUUUAUGCAAAUUCGAAGGCUUCGGCACGUUUACGGUCAAUAUGGAAUAUACGGGCAGGUGAUAAAUGUUCCGAUUGAAGUAAACACAAUGGUGCAUCAGUUACCAAGACAAGUGGAGGAUGAUCAUGCUAUAACAGUUCACAUUAAAAGGAAAAAAGUUCACAAAUCUAGCUACGUGUAUGGUAUAGUGACCAAGAGAAAAAUAAAAGUGUGGUUACGAUAUUUAAAAGAUACUCCUCUUUACAAGUCCUACGGUGUUUUAGUUGAAGAUGGUUUUUUGAAUGAUAGAAGUUAUGACGUUAAAGAUGAAAUCAUCUUUGAUGAAGAUGGCGACAAUGACAUUUCAGAACAAAUACCCAUCGAGGAAAGUUUAAUUGCACAGCAGCAAACAUUGAUGUGGAACGACGAUAUGUACUUGAGAAUCGCUUCAGGCGAAGGUGAUGUUCCAAGAAGUUUGCUGUUUGAUGAACAUGCUGAAGAAUUAUCGUUUCCACAAAUAUAUUUGGGGCAAUUCAGAGAAUUUAGGGAUGCGGUCACACCCUUCAUGAUGGCUACGAGUGAAUUAAGGAGAUCUGAUAGACGUGGAGUAACCCCUCAACACUUGUUGUACAUGGCUAUGAAAAUAAUGAGAAUUAGAAUUAAGGACUCUCUUCAUAUUUCAUUCAAGCAUGUCGGCCAAGGUAUUGCAAUAACUAAAGAGCAAAUACAAUCUGAUGAUUAUAUUCACGGCUGCAUUGAAACUAAUUUGGCAUUCCUUCGUUCUAUUCCGAAUUCAGCAUACUAUUGGGCAGAAAGGAAAAGAGAUCUUUUUGCUAUGAUUCGUCAAUACGGUAAGCCAACUAUUUUCUUUAGCAUAAGUGCUAAUGAAAUUGGAUGGCCUAAAUUAUUACAAUUGUUGCAUAAUUUAAAAAAUAAUGCGAAAAUAUCGGUUGAAGAGGCUGCAGAUUUGCAUUUUAUUGAGAAAAGCACUCUUAUUAAUGAAGAUGCCGUAACAUGUGCUAUAUACUUCAAUAAGUUAGUCGAAAUUAUUUUAAAAAUAUUACAAUCAAAAAGGCACAGUCCUUUCAAAAAAUACAGGAUUUUGCAUUACUUUAAAAGAAUUGAAUUUCAUCGAAGUAGUCCACAUGCGCAUAUUUUAGCUUGGUUAGAUAAUGCCCCAGAAGACGCCCUUAACACAGAUUAUAAUGAAGCUAUCGAUCUUAUCGAUUUUCUGAUAUCAGUAUCUGCUGCCGAGGCUUCUGGUGAUAUCCGAUUACAAACUCAUAAGCAUACUUCUACUUGCUAUAAAGCAUCGAGACGACAACAAAAAUGUAGAUUUGAUGCUCCGUUUAUGCCAGUUAAGAAAACCAUGAUUCUGACGCCAAUGCCAGAUACAGAAAAUGGUUACCAACAGUACAAGGCUAAAUAUAAUUCAAUCCAAAAAAACUUGGAAAAUUACGAAUACAAUGGUUUUCAAUCUUUCUAUGAUGAACAUAAUAUUGCUUCAGAUUACGAAUAUGUCAACAUUAUUCGAGCAGGAAUUAAUAGACCACAAGUUUUUCCAAAACGUGAACCAUGUGAAAAGUGGAAUAACCCAUUUAAUCCCUUCAUAUUCAACGUUGUCAGAUCCAACACUGAUUUCCAAUUUAUACCUGAAGAAUAUUCUUGUGCAGCUUACGUGGCGGAAUAUGUUAACAAAACUAACAGAGGUGUUAGCAAUUUACAAAGACAUAUAAUUGAAAUAAUGGAUGAACAUCCUGAGUUUAAUUUAUAUGACAUUACUAAAAAUAUUAGCAUUAAUCUUUUGAACCACACUGAAAUGACGAGUCAAGAGGCUGCAUGGUAUUUAUUGAGAGAACCAUUGUCAAAAAGUUCAACUGUUAUUGUCUAUAUACCAACCAUUAGGCCAGUCGAAAGGCAUAGAAUAAAGAAGACAAUGAAAGAGUUAAGUGAACUAGAAGAUGAUUCAACCGACAUAUGGAAGGAAAAUUGGUUCGACAAGUAUGAGAAAAGAACUGAAGAUUUAGCAGGUGUUUCCCUUGCUCAAUUUGUUGCUAAUUAUAAAAAUAACAAGGGUGACUAUGUACUCAGGGAAGAACCAAAAGUUAUACGAUAUCGCAAUUAUGAUAUGGGUACAGACUACAAUGAGUAUCGGAGAGAAAUGGUUACUUUGCACCUUCCGUUCCGUAAUGAAGAAUCGGAAAUACUUGCAGAAUCGCGAUAUCUUCAGUUAUACGAAGAAAAUGAGGCACUUAUUCUAGAUCGAAGAAAAGAGUUCGAAUCAAAUCUUGACAUCGAAAAAACAUUGGAAAUCUGCAGGAAGCUAAGUCGUGAAUAUGUUUCCGAUGAUGGAGAGGAGAUAAACGACGUCGUUGGUGGAAUUCCUAAUGAAAAUCCAUUUGCUGAAUUAUAUCACAAUCCAAACGCAGAUUUAAAUGAUGAUUUACGGCUUGGGUUGUUUGAGGUGGACCCGAAGCUUCUUAUAACUUGCCGAUUAUGUUUAGAUGAAAUGGGCCAGUAUCAAAUUGUUCCAAAUGUACGAACACAAAUAAAGUUCUGUUUUGAUAUAGAUGUCGAUCCCUUGGAUGGUUUACCUCAGUUGAUCUGCAAAAGGUGUGAGACUAUUUUGUCUGACUUCCAUGAAAAAAAGAAAACCUAUCAAGAAAAGCAACUCGGUCUUAAAAAAAAUGCAAAGCCCAAUUGUAUUGUGACAGCACCUUUACAACAGCAGGAUACUGUAUCAUCAACAAAAUCUACUGUACCUGAAACAAAUACUCAACAAUCAUUAAAGUUGACUUUAAAGAAGAAACCAAAAUCCCCAGAAACAAAUUUAAAUGAAUCUUUCGAAAUAAAAAGUGAUACUAAAACAGUACGACCUUGGCGUAAAAAUUACAAUAAGCACUUCGCGUGCAGAUUAUGCGAAGUCGUUUACAAGAAUAAACAGAUUCUUAUGACACAUAUGAAGAAGCACAGUGCGUUGCAACAAAAAUAUGGCCACAUACUAAAGAAAUGUAAAAUUCAGCUGCCCAAAAUAGAUGAGAAAACUAAUUUCGUCAGCUCCGACGACAUGGUUGUUAUGGGUAAAGAUCAAAUUCUGCUAAACAAAUAUGAUCAAUACCGCGUGGUAUACCUAAAAAAUACUUCAGGCUUACAAGAGAAAAAAGAUUCUUCAGAAUCCUUAGAUUACGACGAUUUCAUCACUAACGGAAAACGUAAAAGAUUAAGGCUACUUUCUCAAAGCUCCAAUGAAACAGUUGUAUUGGAAGAACCAAAAAAGAAUGAUGAAUUAGAAACACCGGGUUGCAGUAAAAAUAAAUUACAAAAUAAUGUUAUAGAAUGUAUAGAUAUUGAUUCUUCAGAUCCAGAGCCACCAAGUCUCAAUAAUUAUGAAGGUCGUAAACAAGUGCAGGACAAUAAAAAUGGUGCUGAAACAGGUUGGAUUAUUGCGAGUGAACUAAACGGUUCAGACAGUAACACUUAUAUGGAAAAUUUACAAAAAUUACUAGAAAAUGAUGAGUUGCCAACUCCCGAUCAGAAUUCAACAGAAGAGACUACAGUGGAGCAAGUGCCUAAUGAUAAUGACGAUAAUAUGCUAUUAAAGCUUUUAAAGACAAGUCCCGUUGCGAAUCCCAAACAACUUCCAAAAAAGACCAAAGAGACUAUUAACAAAAGCGUUUCCUCUAGCGAUGCAAGUCUAUCUAUGCCCGUCAUCACAGACACAGUUUCCUUGGCCGAUACAGUAAGCGUUUCCUCUAGCGAUGUAAGAAUAUCUAUGCCCAUCAUUACAAACACCGUUUCCUUGGCCGAUACAGUGAUUGAUCCAGUGAAUGAUAAACCAAAGGAGCCUACACAAUUUGUACCGCGAAUAAAAGUAAAACCCGUCUCGCAGUUAAUGGCAGACAAAAGCACGACUAUAACUGACACCACACCAUCGCAAGUUGCUUGGACUAUACCAGAAAAACCUCAAAACCAAAUCGCUCAAUCGGGUGGUGAUGAAUACCGUUGAAUCGUCGCAAACAAAAACUCUCUCGCCUUUCAAAUACUUUUAAAAUCUGCUUCAAAUUCACGGUAUUAAUUUGUUGUGCAUUACCAGGCCGGUAUGCUUUUCUCUUGAAAUCUCGUGAAUUGAGACUGAAAAUGUUUUAAUAAAUGUACCUAUUGGUAAAAGCCAUAGUUUAGUUAUGCGUCUUAAAACGGGACGAUUAAUUUCUGUUAGCUGUCAAGUUGGCAUGUCAAAAACAAUUUUGACAUAAUAUCGCUGUUAUAAUAAAACUUUGUAUAUUU